GGCUCAAGCGACCAAAACACUCUGGUCAGCAGACACGCUUCGCUGCUGGCUGAAAUCUAACCCAGACAAGAAGAAGUGUCAUUCAGAUGGUCUGAGCUGUGCAGAGUCAACGUUCUUGAGUAUAACUUCAGAUAGUGAACUGAGCCUUCAACACCACCCAACUAAACAUCAACAUCUACAGCAACAACUACAGCAGCAGCAGCAGCAGCAGCAGCAGUAACAGGUGACAUGGGAGUGUCUAUUCGAGAUGUGGGCAUUGGAAUCGCCCUCGCCGCAGUGCUGUUCCAGGGGUACAUGUACUACACAGAGCUACAGCGCAAAGCCAUGUUACACCGCGUGGCCAAGAGAGACGUGCCAGACAAAGCUAAGUUGAAGGAACAUACGAAGGUGUUCAAGACCAAAGAAGUCGUUAAGGUAACACCCAGAAUUCACGUCGCUAUCGGCUUCGCACUUGCCAACUCGAUGAUGAUCGAAGGCGAGGAUGGAGUGGUCAUCGUUGACGUCACGGAGAGUGUGCACGCCGGAAGGGAGGUCUUGGCCGAAUUCCAGAAGAUCACUAAGAAACCCGUGAAGGGUAUCGUCUACACCCACAACCAUGCCGAUCACGUGUAUGGUGCAAAGGCUUUCAUCGAGGACCCACGCAAACCUCCUGAAAUCUGGGCCCACCACGAGUUGCUGACUCACUUACAGAGACAGUUCUACACCAACAAGAUGCUCCUGACCCGUGCCGCCAGGAUGUUUGGCAUCUUGGUUCCAGACUUAAUUAACGCUGGAAUAGGACCGUCGCUCCGCCUGGACCUCGGAUCAGUGGACAUGGGGAUUGUCUACCCUACCAAGCUGAUGACCGGGGUAGAGAAGGACAUUCGCAUUGCUGGUGUGAACAUGAAACUGGUGCACAUCCCGGGUGAGACUGAGGACCAGAUUGGAGUCUGGGUGCCGGGAGAGAAAACAUUGCUGUGUGCUGAUGACGUGUAUCAGGCGUUCCCAAACUUGUACUCAAUCCGGGGCACCCCGACCAGGGAUUUGCUACACUGGUCAUCCUCUCUGGAUCGCAUGGUUAGUCUGAAGCCAGAGUUCUUGGUUCCCAGCCACACCCGGCCGAUUGUGGGUCAGGAGGUCAUCCGUGAGUUGUUGACAGGAUACAGAGACGCUAUACAGUACGUCCACGACCAGACUCUGCGCUACAUGAACAAGGGUCUUAUGCCGGAUGAGGUCGCAGCCGUGGUCCACCUCCCCGAACACCUUGCCACACACCCGUACUUGUUUGAGUUUUAUGGUACGGUGGAAUGGUCUGUCAAGGGCGUAUUCAAUGCUUACAUGGGCUGGUUCAGUGGUGAUCCUGUAGAACUGUCGCCCCUCACGCCGAAUGAGAUGGCCGAAAGGAUGGUCCACUUCGGCGGAGGGAUCGACAAGGUCACAACACAAGCAGAGGAAGCUUUGGCCAGAGAGGAAUAUCAGUGGGCUCUGGUGAUCAGCUCCUACGUCAUCCGUGUGGAUAACAGUAAUGCCCGGGCUAAAGAGGUCAAGGUCAAAAGUUUGAUGGCGAUGGGAGACAGACAGACGAGUCCUAAUGGAAGAAACUACUACUUCACAACUGCCAUGGAGGAGAUGGGGGAGGUGAAAUUUGCCGCUAAUAAAGACAGACGCGCUGGUUACAUCAGACAGUUGCCCCUUUUGAACCUCUUCAAAAGUCUACAGGUGAGAUGGAACGCUGAAGAGUGCGGAGUGGUCAACUCCACCAUUCACUUCGAGUUCACGGAUGUGAAAGAAAGUAUCACCAUGACAACUCGUAACGCCGUGGUCCUAAUCUCAGACCGACCUCCCACUGACAAGGUGGACAUCAAGGUGACAGUGACCAGUCAGGUGUGGCGGGAGGCAGCGAUCAACUCUUUCUCCGGCCUGUCCAGUCUUGCGACAGGGGACAUGAAAAUAGACGGAGGUCUGGCUGAGUUCACCAAGGUCAUGGGCUGUUUUGACAAAGACUGAGGUGUACACAGCAACUCUGUGAUUUGCCCUAACGAUUGCAGUUGUAUUUGUGAGUGUGCGUGAGUGUGUGUAUCUUCGUGAGUGUGUGUAUCUUCGUGUGUGUGUGUGUGUGU
This is a messenger RNA of Aplysia californica (California sea hare), 2099 nucleotides long. RefSeq names its product putative alkyl/aryl-sulfatase YjcS. Gene Ontology annotation, molecular function: protein dimerization activity; linear primary-alkylsulfatase activity. Gene Ontology annotation, biological process: dodecyl sulfate metabolic process. Bases 229 to 1986 code for a protein of 585 amino acids. NCBI's taxonomy places the organism in Eukaryota, Metazoa, Mollusca, Gastropoda, Aplysiida, Aplysiidae. The record is from RefSeq and is a predicted model, not a curated record. The transcript has 12 exons.